Podarcis lilfordi (Lilford's wall lizard) is the source of this 1506-nucleotide messenger RNA. The record is from the annotation of a GenBank genome assembly. NCBI's taxonomy places the organism in Eukaryota, Metazoa, Chordata, Lepidosauria, Squamata, Lacertidae.
CUGAAUUCCAAGGCUACUUUGAAUGAAUACGUCCAGAUCCUGCCCUUGCCCAAAUUCAACAGUGACCUCUCCGAAGGGACUCCCUGCAGCGUGGCAGGAUGGGACUGGGUUUACAAAGGCUGGUCACCAAAUGUCACUAUCUUUGGCCGUAGUCGGUGCAAGAGGUUGUAUCAUUACUAUUACAAUUACGGGAAUGUCUGUUCCAGGAGACAGAACAAGAAUGUUUUCAAGGUGAGAGCCAGCAGAAGCAGUGAGUGGGAGGAUCAGAGGUUGGGGAUCCUUCUGAGGGAUUAUUCUCUCCAGCAAAAUAGACAAGGGCAGAUACCAGUCUACUUACACCUGGCCUGACCAACCCAGCGGCUUCAUAGAAUGUCUGCCAAUCCCCAGGGGUGGAUGUCGAACGAUACCCUUCACUUCUGUCCUUUACAGGCGCUCCAAGGGUCCCCCAAAGUGAAGCUGGAGUUAUUUAGGCUUGCAUCCUGCUAAGGGCUCCUGCACAACUCCUCUUGUCCCGCUGCUUUUCCAGGAGAAAACCGCUCUGUGGAGCUGAAUCAGGGCAAACAAGAAAGGAGUUUUCUGCAGAUUGCUGUUUCUUCCGGUUUAGAGCUAAAGAGCUGGUUUUCCCUGGGAAAGGAGUGGGCAAGUGGGAAACUGCUCAGACGGGACAAGCGAGCCCUAAGUCCUACUGACAGCAGACCCACUGAAAUCAACACUCAUUGUGUAUCAUAGUAUUAUGGGAUGCCACCCUAGGUCCGGUCCUCCUUUUAAACACAAGCAGAGCUGAUUUAUGCUUUCUGAACUUAUAGCGGAACUGAAAAUUGGUUAUCUUUUAUAAUGGCCGAAUAGUUCUCCACUCAAAUAAUAUUUACAUAAAGGAAUGCAUUAGCAGGAAGAGCACCUAUACAGUGGUACCUCAGGUUAAGUACUUAAUUCGUUCCGGAGGUCCGUACUUAACCUGAAACUGUUCUUAACCUGAAGCACCACUUUAGCUAAUGGGGUCUCCUGCUGCUGCUGCUGCGCCGCCGGAGCCCGAUUUCUGUUCUCAUCCUGAAGCAAAGUUCUUAACCUGAAGCACUAUUUCUGGGUUAGCAGAGUCUGUAACCUGAAGCAUAUGUAACCUGAAGCGUAUGUAACCCGAGGUACCACUGUAAAUGCAUAUAUUGGUAAAACUGAUGUACAAAAAUGCAUUUGAUUAGAAAGACAUUGCUCUCCAAAAUCAAUAUAUUAGGGGAAAUGUCCACCAAGAUCUCCACUCAGAAUUGAAGGAUCCAACCAACAGGAACCUGGCUGAUUGCCCUGGUUCAAGCACCAGAGUUUGCCACGAGGUGGAUCCAAAUCUUCCCCCAGCUGCCAUGUCUUAUCUCUCUCUUCUCUCCACAGGGGAUCACGGGUGGCCCCUUGGUGUGCAAUGGUGUGGCAGAAGGAAUCAUCUUGUAUCGCUAUCCUGGAAUUUACACCCGCAUCUCCCACUACCUUCCAUGGAUCAAGAGAACCAUGAAUCUGUGA